Molecule: messenger RNA, 816 nt
Organism: Galeopterus variegatus (Sunda flying lemur)
Lineage: Eukaryota; Metazoa; Chordata; Mammalia; Dermoptera; Cynocephalidae
Gene: FBXO36
Product: F-box protein 36
Exons: 4
Molecular function (GO): protein binding
Source: RefSeq, a predicted model, not a curated record
GUGAUCUUUAGAUGGUGGAAGAUCUCUCUAAGGAGUGAAUAUCGAUCAACAAAACCUGNUGAGAAAUCCAAUCCAUCAAAAAAACCAGAAGCUAAACUGUGGCAGGUGGCCUCCAAGAUGACUCCCGUUCAAGUUGCCUUAAUAUUUGGUGCAAGAGUAUUAGACUAUAUCUUCAAUUUGUGCCAAGGUAAAUUUGACUUCCUUGAAUGGCUCUCAGACAGUUUGCUCCUGAAUAUCAUUUCUUAUCUGGAUCUUGAAGAUGUUGCUAGGCUUUCUCAGACAUCACGCAGAUUUGCAAAGUUGUGCACGUCUGACAAACUGUGGGAGCAGAUGGUGCAGUCGGCCUGCGACACCAUCACUCCUGACAUGAGGGCCCUGGCGGUGGACGUGGGCUGGAAACAGAUGUUCUUCACCAACAAGCUCCAUCUCCAGUGGCAGCUCCGUAAGAGGAAACAAAAACACGGGAGCCAGAGAGAGAAUCAACAUUAGGGACACAUUUUCCUGAGGCAUGGCUGUGCUACUCGUCAGUGUCCAGAUCUCUUGUGUCCUUCCUUGAGAACUAAGAGGUUCUGCUGAGUCAGGAGCCCUUCGAAAAGUGUAGAGGAUUUGCACACAGAUGCAGCAGAACCUGGCUGCCCAGUGCCUUGCUUGAACCACCACCCCUGUCGCACUGAGGGUAAUCGUGGCCCAGGACAAGGGCUGCAAGACAGGAAGCCCUGCAGGUCAACAUCUGCCUUAUCCCCAACACCCGUAAGAAAAGAGGCUUCUGCUAUAUAUAAACAAACAAUAAAUGAUUGUUAGCAGGUUUUUAUUAGA